Molecule: messenger RNA, 3606 nt
Organism: Varanus komodoensis (Komodo dragon)
Lineage: Eukaryota; Metazoa; Chordata; Lepidosauria; Squamata; Varanidae
Gene: ZNF367
Product: zinc finger protein 367
Exons: 5
Coding region: 247-1254 (335 amino acids)
Biological process (GO): homophilic cell-cell adhesion
Cellular component (GO): cell-cell junction
Molecular function (GO): ionotropic glutamate receptor binding
Source: RefSeq, a predicted model, not a curated record
CGGGAAAGUCUAGGGCUUGGUGGUGGUCGGCGGGGGUUGCGGCUGCUGGUGGUGAGAAGCCGCGUGUGGGAGGGGAAGGCGAAGGCCGCGAUCAGCUCGCGGUCGUGACCGGUCAGCAUUUCCACGAAGAAUCCUUCCCGCGUUCCCUGCCAUGCAAACCUGAGGCGUCCCCUCCGGGCACCGAGGACGAGCCAGAAGCGUCGGCUACACCGGAUCAAAUUGUAGAGGGGAGAGUGCUGGCGCAGGAUGUCUGAACGGCCGGGCCCUCCGCCUGUGAUCUUCUGCCCCGGGGACUCCCCGAAGCGUGUCUUGGUCUCUGUCAUCAAAACCACCCCUGUCAAGCAUCCCCACGGAAGCAGCGAAGAUCCCGCCCGUGUCCCGCCGCCGCCGCCCAUCCCAACCAGCCCAGGCUUCAGCGACUUCAUGGUCUAUCCGUGGCGCUGGGGGGAGAACGCGCACAACGUCACCCUCAGCCCUCCCCCCGCCACCACUCAGCCUCUCGGCGGCGGCGGCAGCGGCGGGCCCCGAGGCGUCGCCAGCCGCUCGGGUGGAGAGGACGAAGAAGCGGACAGUCCGGACAGCGGCAUCGGGGGCAGCGGGCAUUUGAGGGAUGGUAUUAGACGAGGCCGACCAAGAGCAGACACAGUUCGAGAUCUAAUAAAUGAGGGAGAGCAUUCUUCUAGCAGGAUUCGGUGUAAUGUUUGCAACAGAGUCUUCCCACGUGAGAAGUCUUUGCAGGCACACAAAAGAACUCACACUGGCGAAAGGCCUUAUUUGUGUGACUACCCAGAAUGUGGGAAAGCCUUUGUUCAGAGUGGGCAACUUAAAACACAUCAGCGUCUCCAUACAGGAGAGAAACCUUUCGUCUGUGCAGAAAAUGGAUGUGUGAGCAGAUUUACACAUGCUAAUCGUCAUUGCCCCAAGCAUCCAUAUGCCAAGUUGAGGAGAGAAGAACCUACAGAUAGAUUGAAUAAAAAACAAACUGCAGACAACAAGGCUGUUGCUGAAUGGCUGGCAAAGUACUGGGAAAUGAGAGAACAGCGUACUCCUACACUGAAAAGCAAAACUACUCAUAAGCCUGACCAGGAGCAGCAAGAUCCCAUGGAAUUCCUGCAAUCCGAAGAUGAAGAGGAAGAAAAAAAUACUGCUCAUUCAGCCCUCUGUAGCCGCAUUCAAGAACAGCGUGAACGCUUGCAUGGGGCACUGGCACUUAUUGAGCUCGCAAACUUAGCCGGCGCUCCAUUGCGACAGUAAUAGAAGAACUGGACCUGCUGAUAAAAUGUACUGCAUUUUGGUACUAAACCAAUUAGUUCCCAAGCAUAAGCUAAGCACCUUACUUGCUUCCAUAGGCUGCUAUUAUGUAGAAUUUAUGAAGAAUGUUGUUUCCCCAGAAAAUGGGGUAAAAGAAUUGCACUUUUUUGUAUGGUAAAGUCAGAUGUAAAGCUUUUUAAGUAUUUUGUAAAUAGAAGAUUGUAUAAUGCAGGAUGGAAAUGGUCAUGUUAUAGAAUGCUAGAUUUGCAAGGUUAGGGCUGUGCUUUUAAUCACAGUUAUGUGGAAGUGAGCCACUGAAAUUAGUCAGUCUUGCCUCUACGUAAAAGUGCUUAAAAUUAGGAUGCCAGUCAUUCUUUGAAUCAGUUCUCACAGGAAGCACUUUCUGAACUCAUGCUGGAACAAUGGUACACCUGUUCAAAGAAAUUAGUCUGAAGGGUUUUUUUAACAUUGGAUGUAAACAGUAAUGGAUCCAUGCUUUCUCAAAAAUCAAUAUUUUACUUAGCAUUACCAGCAAGGAUGCCAGAAUAACUCUUAACAUUGCUACUGUAGAGAAGAAUUGGUUGGUUGGUUCAGAAUCUUCACUGUGACUGAUGACAUGAAGGCUGACUUUUGUGGACUGGGAUCUCAGCAGUCUCUUGGUUGAGUAGCACUUGUUGUUCCUAAUAGAAUGUUGGGAAUGUUUGCACAUUGUUGGACUUGCCUAAAACUGAGUGAUUACCCUUGCAAAUCUUCAGCAUUGUAACAUAUAAAGCAUGGAUUUCUUUCGGAUUUCUUAGACAAUAGCAUGUAUGUUUUGUUCAUAGGAAUAUUUACAAGGCAUUGUUAUGAGAUUCUCAUUUGCAAACACUAAAGUACUGCUUCAGAAAAUUUUCUUGCAGAUAGUUUUCUUAUUGCAUAACGCCACCUUAUUGUUUGUUUGAAACUUACAUGCCAAGUUUUUGUUCACUAACUGUAGCUCAGUUACUGAUACAAUUAUGAAAUGUUGCUAUAAAUUAGGAAAAUAGUUUCCAGCAGUAGUUGCAAGUGUGGGAUGUAUGGGUUAGGAUUUCCCUAAGUGAAGCUGUAGACUAGCACUUCGUGCUGUUGAGCACUGAAAGAAAGUUUUAGCAGAACAUCAUAUUGUUCUUAGUAGUUUUAAGUAAUUUAUCAUAUGCCAGAUAUGUGCCUUGAUAGGUACCUGAGUAAAAUGAGUAAAGGUGUAUAAUAGACUGAGCAAGUUCCAUACUCCUGAUUUUAAAAGAAUAAAGGCUACUGGCAUAAGCAUAUGAUUUAUCUAAUUAUUGUCCAAAUGACCUCCUCCUAUGAGUCAAGCUGGCUUAGAAUUCCUGAUCACAGCAUAUAAGCAAAGAAAGCUUUUUCCUUCUCUAAACUUCAAUGACUAAUAUCUUAGUUUGGCAAUAUGAAAAUACACGCACGCCCUUUGUUGCUACUUCCAAGAUUAUAUAGAUGAUGUGUUAGAUUCAGAUAGUUUACAGAAGGUGCCUUUUGCUCAGUUUUCUGUGAUUUCCUUCCUUGGUUUCCUACCAAGAGAACUCCACAUUGCAGGAGCCCUGAUGCAAGGAAAUGUGUUUUGGAGGUUCUGAGGACUAGGAGAGGGGCAAGAAAGUCAACAUUCAGUUUCAUCCCCUUCCACAGGUAACUAUCUGAAUCCAGUUCUAUACCUAUAAGGUCGACCUAACUUUGAUAUAUCCUCAGAACUGUGUAUUAAUGUUAGCAAACAGCUAGAAAGGGGGAAGAUAGUGCAGGAAAUUGAUCUGAAUCAUAAAAUUGUCACUUUUGGGCUUAUUAACAUCAUAUGUUUGACACCUCUGCUUCUGUAAUAAAAGCACUUCUACUUGGACCUUUUUGGCUAUAUAAAAGUUGAUUCGGAAUGUCAGAAAAUAAAGCUAAGGAACUUAAAAUGCAACUUUGAUGUUUUCUCUGAAGCUAAUUAAGCAGCAGAGAAAGACAUUUGCACUUCAUGGAAUCCAGUUGAUAUCAUUGUAGAAAUUAUGACAACAGGAACUCAUGAGAAUGAAGUCUAAUUUGUUGUCAAUGCACGCAAAUUUCUUCCCUAUUUCUAUAUAUUAUUUACACUGAAUACAUAUUGAAAAUAUGUAUUUAAUUGAAAUACAUUCUGCCUAGCUGUAGGCAGAUCAAGCUGCUUUACCAAUUAUGUAUAAAAUACAUAUUUGGAAAAACUCCAUUUGUGAAAAAAGAUUUGGGUUUUUUUUUUUUUUAAGUGGUGGUUAAAGAAUUCUCUGCUUCAUGUGAUUAAGCUGUAUUUUUGGCAUGAGUUAAAGUGCUGUAAUUCUAAUAAGCUUGGAAUAAAAAGUUGCCUGAAUUUAAAUUUUG